Molecule: messenger RNA, 2439 nt
Organism: Meyerozyma guilliermondii ATCC 6260
Lineage: Eukaryota; Fungi; Ascomycota; Pichiomycetes; Serinales; Debaryomycetaceae
Exons: 1
Coding region: 1-2439 (812 amino acids)
Biological process (GO): cell adhesion
Cellular component (GO): fungal-type cell wall
Source: RefSeq, a predicted model, not a curated record
AUGCGUCACUGUUUCUCCAUGAUGUUACUUUUGUUUUAUGUUUGCUUUGCGACAGUAGCACUGGCUGCAAAAUUGUCCAAUGUUUGGACUCUGCUUUCAAUUACCAGCCCUCAAGGUAAUCGUCCUCAGGAUAUCCAUUCCGCUAGCUUGGGGUGGAAGAUUGCAACUGCCGAUGCCUCUUCUGGAGACACUUUUGAUAUCAUUAUGCCUGGAGUAUUUCGUACAAAGUUUGGUGAGCAACAGCUUAGACUCGUUGUAGACGAUACUACUUAUGCCUUGUGUGAUGCUUGGGAUGGCUCGUAUAUCACCGAUUACUCGAGUCUUCUGUGUACAGUGACUAGUGCUGUGAAUACUGAUCGUGACAUUACCGCAACCGGAGUUGCUACCUUUGACUUUGUGUUUGGUGCCGGUGGAUCUUCAAGAUCUUCUGACCUCUACGAAGCCAGUCUUUAUCACGCUGGAACAAAUACCAUCAACUGGAGUGGACUUUCAACCACUGUGGAUUUUGUUGGAGGACCAUUUUUCAACGAAAAUGAUAAUGAUGGUUUGGUCUACUAUUCGAGAUCAACUCCUCAGCUUAACGAACAGUUGUAUGUUUUGUCAGCCUCUUGUCCAGCUGGAAUCACCUCAGGAUACACAAUUGCUACUUUUGAAAACGACUACGACUGCUCUGAAUUCAGUCUUAAGAUGACCAAGGAUUUGAAUGACUUUUAUCUUCCUGAAGGUUAUGAAGAUGUGCCUCUGCUGCAAGUUCUUUGUCAAAGUGGUCGUAUUGUUGGAAGUUUCUCAAAUGUCCCCGCCGGAUACAGAGUGUUCUUACAAGGAUUGUACAGAUACCCAUUGACCUCGGAUACUGUGUACCACAAUUUUGGAGGAAACGUACAAUGUCUGUCGGGACAAACCAAAACCAACAAUUAUGGAAGAGAAAUUGUUGUCAUUACUGGUGACUCCGACUCCACUGGAAAUUCAAAGGAAAUCAUAGUCACCACCACCACUUGGACCGAAACAUAUACCACCGUCACCACCCUUCCAUAUGAGUCUACUGCCAGUACCAUUACCAUUGUGGUAGAGGUUCCUGAUACAGACAGAACUACCACCACUACAACGUUUACUCUGCCAUGGACGGGAUCUUUCACGACCACAAAGACAUUGCCUUAUGAGACAGAAGGUCCAACGGUGACAAUCACUGUCGAAGUCGAUGUGCCUACGCUGGCCAGCGAGAGUUCUUCGAGCUCUGAGAAAUCUAGUCUGAUUGAGUCGAGUUCCAGUUCUUUGAGUUCUUCAAGUUCUUCAAGUUCCGUCGAGGUGAGUUCUGAGGUUUCUUUAGCCACUACCACAACAACCACAACCACCACUUGGUCCAAUCCUUAUACUUCAACCACAACGUUGCCAAUAACUUUCGGUGCCACAGAGGUGACUGUUAUUGUAGAGGUUCCUGAGCUUACAACAACUACCACAACUACCACCACCACCUGGCUGAAUCCAUAUACUUCUACCACGACGCUUCCAAUUACUUCGGGAGCAACUGAAGUUACGGUUAUUGUCGAGGUUCCUACUGGAGGAUGGUCCAAUUCCAGUAUUUCGUCAACGCAAACAUCUAGCGUUUCGAAGACAUCAAUUGAGUCUUCUUCAAGUUUGACCCUGGAGAAAUCUGAGGCCCCAGAAUGUGAGACAUGCACCCUUACAAGCCAUGAAACUGUUUCGACCACAGCUACUAUCCCUUGUGAAGAGUGUCACAAGUCGCUGUCGGUAGCCGAAACGUCCCAGACUCAAGAGACUACUGAAGAGACUCAAUCGACGACAGCCGAAACCCAUAAGACAACAGAAACAGAACACUGUGAUGAAUGUGAAGCAACUGAGACCACUCCUUUGGAGCUGACGGAAACUUCUGUUCCUCUAUUGACCACGACAACGCCAGAAACACCAGAAGAGCCUGAAACAACCGUACCAGAAAAGCCUGAAACCGAAGUUCCCGAGGAGCCUGAGGAAACAACAACUCCAGAGGAGCCUGAGAUCACAACCAUUCCAGUAGAGCCUGAGAUAACAACAGAUGAGCCCGAGGUGACAGAUGAGCCUGAGGUGACAAUUUCGGAAAUUCCAGACGAGCCAACAGAAACGGAGACAGAAGAAACAGUUCCAGAAACAGAGUCGGUAGAACCAGAGGAGACAGCAGAGCCCGAAGCAACAACAGAAGAGGAAUCAGAAGAAACAUUGCCUCCUCAAUUUGCUGUUUCUGAAUUCACAUUCGAAUACAAUACUGACGAUUUUGCAGCAAGUCCUACUGAGACAGAAACCGAAGUUCCAGUAACUGAAAUUCCAAUUACUGUAACUUCGGUUGCUGCCGAAUCUAUUACUGCCUGUAGUGUGUCUGUGUAUAGCGGUACAGCGUCAAAACUCGUCCCCUCAUUGAUGGUGAUUCUACUCACGUUGUUAGUUUAG